AUGCGUGAAUGCAUCAGUAUCCACAUUGGACAGGCCGGCGUCCAAAUUGGCAAUGCAUGCUGGGAAUUGUAUUGCUUGGAGCACGGCAUCCAGCAAAAUGGCCAAGUGCCAGAUUUAAAAACACAGUCGAACGGCGAUGACUCUUUCAACACUUUCUUCAGCGAGACCGGUGGUGGAAAACACGUUCCUCGGGCAGUGUUUGUUGAUCUGGAACCAACCGUCAUUGAUGAAGUGCGUACCGGUCCCUAUCGCCAGCUUUUCCAUCCAGAACAACUUAUCAGCGGCAAAGAAGAUGCCGCUAACAACUAUGCCCGGGGACAUUACACUAUAGGGAAAGAGAUUAUUGAUUUGGUACUUGAUCGAAUCCGUAAACUUACUGAUCAGUGUAUUGGUCUGCAAGGAUUCCUGGUCUUCCACAGUUUUGGUGGCGGCACUGGCUCUGGCUUUACAUCUCUGCUUAUGGAACGCCUGAGCGUUGAUUUUGGCAAGAAGUCCAAGCUUGAAUUUUCCGUCUAUCCCGCUCCUCAGGUCUCCACGGCUGUAGUCGAGCCAUACAACUCUAUUCUCACUACCCACACUACAUUGGAGCACUCUGACUGUGCUUUCAUGGUAGACAACGAAGCUAUUUACGAUAUUUGCCGCAGGAAUCUGGACAUAGAACGUCCAAGCUAUACUAAUUUGAACAGGUUAAUUGCUCAAGUGGUCAGUUCUAUAACGGCCUCGCUUCGUUUCGACGGCGCCUUGAAUGUAGAUUUAACUGAAUUCCAAACCAAUCUUGUCCCUUAUCCGCGUAUCCACUUCCCCUUGGUUACAUAUUCCCCGAUCAUUUCUGCUGAAAAAGCUUACCAUGAAUCUCUGUCUGUGUCAGAAAUCACCAAUGCUUGUUUCGAACCCGCUAACCAAAUGGUCAAAUGCGACCCACGCAAUGGGAAAUAUAUGGCAUGCUGUAUGCUCUACCGCGGAGAUGUCGUACCAAAGGAUGUGAAUCAAGCAAUAGCCACCAUCAAAACAAAACGUUCAAUUCAGUUCGUAGACUGGUGCCCCACCGGUUUCAAAGUCGGCAUCAAUUACCAGCCCCCAACAGUGAUUCCAGGGGGAGAUUUAGCCACCGUCCAGAGAGCCGUCUGCAUGUUGAGCAACACAACUGCCAUAGCUGAAGCGUGGGCAAGGUUAGACUAUAAGUUUGAUCUCAUGUACGCUAAGCGAGCCUUUGUGCAUUGGUACGUUGGAGAAGGCAUGGAAGAAGGCGAAUUUGCUGAAGCUCGGGAAGAUUUAGCAGCCCUCGAGAAGGAUUAUGAAGAGGUUGGUGGUGAUUCUGAUGAAGGUGGAGCGGAGGAUGAAUACGAAGAAUAUUGA
Molecule: messenger RNA, 1356 nt
Organism: Acanthosepion pharaonis
Lineage: Eukaryota; Metazoa; Mollusca; Cephalopoda; Sepiida; Sepiidae
Source: the annotation of a GenBank genome assembly